Cryptotermes secundus is the source of this 958-nucleotide messenger RNA. RefSeq names its product acetyl-CoA acetyltransferase, mitochondrial. NCBI's taxonomy places the organism in Eukaryota, Metazoa, Arthropoda, Insecta, Blattodea, Kalotermitidae. The record is from RefSeq and is a predicted model, not a curated record. Gene Ontology annotation, molecular function: acetyl-CoA C-acetyltransferase activity. Gene Ontology annotation, biological process: fatty acid beta-oxidation. Bases 138 to 632 code for a protein of 164 amino acids. The transcript is spliced from 4 exons.
AACACUCGCAAGACUACAUUUCUGCUGUUCCUGUGCGUUGCCGAGCUUGCCGAGUAUGUAGUGAAACGUAAUUUCUGCGUUUUGGAUAUCGUGGUCGCCUUUGUUGUGGUUUUGGGUGUGUAUGUGUGUGUAGAGGAAUGGCAUCGUCUCUACGGUGUAGGACACUGGUGCAUGUCCGUCAUUGCAGUUCUGGUGUGCGCCUGAAUGAUGUUGUAAUUGUCUCUGGUGUGCGCACACCCAUGGGCUCAUUUGGAGGUGCUUUGUCAUCACUCUCCGCACCUCACUUGGCAGCAGUCGCCAUUAAGGGUGCAAUCGAGAGGGCAGGCAUUCCCAAGGAGGAGGUGAAGGAAGUGCUGAUGGGCAACGUCCUCCAGGCAAAUGUGGGUCAGGCCCCUGCGCGGCAGGCCACGCUCUUUGCAGGGCUGCCAAGCACAACAAUUUGCACAACAGUGAACAAGGUCUGCGCCUCAGGCAUGAAGAGUAUCAUGCUGGGGUCUCAGGCCCUAAUGUGCGGUCUGCAGGAUGUCGUGGUGGCAGGUGGCAUGGAGUCAAUGUCGAACGUCCCAUUUUACAUGCCGCGUGGCGAGACCAGCUAUGGUGGAGUGAAACUGAAUGUCAGUAAUGUAUUGUGAGGCAGAUGAGCCAACUGUAACAGUUUGCAAUGAAAGUUUAUAUGUGAGACAUAAGUUAUUUGAAGAUUGCCAUGUGAAAGUGUCACUUGCUUUAAUUAAUUUUAGGGACCUGUAUUAUUUGAGUGUAACUUGCUGAAUUCCUGUACCAUAGCUCAGGCAGUUAAGGCACUGCCUCCUCACUGCAUAGCCUUGAAUUGGUCCAGGUGAGUGUCCUUCACAUGUGACCUGGUACUUGACUGGUUAUGGACUGAGGGAGUUAAUGUGGAAGAUGAUCAUGAAAAAACAUGUCCACUAGAUACAUAUGAAGGAUCAUAAACAUGCUCCUC